CUUUUGUCUUUUAUUACAUAUGAGCAAUCCUAGAUCCCAAGAACACUGUAUCAACACACAAACAUAACCUUUUCCCUCUUGUAUAUAACAAUCAUGAAAACACUUCUCAAAGACUCAUACCUAGCACCAACAAUUCCUCAUACGUUCCUACACCACCCAUAAUUUCUCUUCCUUCACUCACUAGUGAGUUGUGACAAUAUCAAUUUCCACAAAACUGAUGAACUUUCUAGCUAGUAAUUCAACAACCACCAUGUCAAAGUUGUUCUAUAUUUGUUGUUGUGUCCUUAUUAUUUUACCAACCAUGGUCUUAGGAUAUUCUUGUUCAUGUGACACUGAAGAGGGUAACAAGAGUGAUCCAAGUGAAGUCCUCCACUACAAACUUGGCUCAAUUGCUUCUGUACUUUUUGCUGGUGCUCUUGGUGUGAGCCUUCCAUUGUUGAGCAAGAAAAUCCCAGCACUUAACCCCAAGAAUGACAUAUUCUUCAUGGUUAAGGCCUUUGCUGCAGGUGUGAUCCUUGCCACUGGCUUUGUCCACAUACUCCCUGAUGCAUUUGAGAACUUGACUUCACCUUGUUUGAAGGAUAACCCUUGGGGCAAGUUUCCCUUCACUGGCUUUGUUGCCAUGUUGGCCUCCAUAGGGACCCUUAUGGUGGACUCAUUUGCCACAGGGUUUUACCAUAGGCUACACUUUAAUCCCUCUAAGCAAGUUCCUACAACUGAUGAAGAAAUGGGGGAUGAUCAUGUUGGUCACGUACAUGUUCAUACACAUGCCACACAUGGCCAUGCUCAUGGACCAUCAACUUUCUCCUCUGAGGGCUCAGUAACACCUGAAGUAAUUAGGCAGCGUAUCAUAUCACAAGUGUUGGAGAUAGGAAUAGUGGUCCAUUCAGUGAUCAUUGGAAUAUCAUUAGGAACUUCAGGGAGCAUUGAUACCAUAAAGCCACUUCUAGUGGCCCUUUCUUUCCAUCAAUUUUUUGAGGGGAUGGGGCUUGGUGGUUGCAUCUCUCAGGCAAAGUUUGAGUCAAAGUCUAUGGCAAUUAUGGCUACUUUUUUCUCUCUAACAACUCCAAUUGGGAUAGCAAUUGGAAUGGGAGUGUCAAGUGUGUACAAAGAGAAUAGUCCAACUGCUUUGGUUGUUGAAGGGGUUUUCAAUUCUGCUUCUGCUGGGAUUUUGAUCUACAUGGCAUUGGUGGAUCUACUAGCAGCAGAUUUUAUGAACCCAAGGUUGCAGAACAAUAUGAAGCUCCAAUUAGGGGCAAAUAUCUCUCUUCUUUUAGGUGCAGGUUGCAUGUCUCUAUUGGCCAAAUGGGCUUAAGUUUUGGUCUUUCACUUUCAACAUUACUCAGUAAAAUAGAGCAUUUUCUUAUGCUUAAUUUUCUUUCACUUCAA
Messenger RNA from Cajanus cajan (pigeon pea), 1389 nucleotides. Its product is annotated as zinc transporter 1. Gene Ontology annotation, molecular function: zinc ion transmembrane transporter activity. Gene Ontology annotation, biological process: zinc ion transmembrane transport. Gene Ontology annotation, cellular component: plasma membrane. Lineage: Eukaryota; Viridiplantae; Streptophyta; Magnoliopsida; Fabales; Fabaceae. The record is from RefSeq and is a predicted model, not a curated record.